CGGCCUUUUGCCUCUGGUGCCUGGCUUUACUAAUGCUUAAUAAUACCUCAAAAGGAGCAAAAAACCACUAGCCCCUGCCCCGGGAGCUCAGCGUCCAAACGAGAGACCACCUGCAAACCGAUGUGUGCAAACGAGAUCUAGACUGAGUCAACUGGAGAGAAUCUAGCUAGCUUGGAGGGGGCCUGGGAAAGCUCCCCGAAGCGGGGUUCAGUUGAAACUUGGAAGGAGCCAGGAGGUGGAUAUCGUGUUUUGUUCGAUGACACAUGUCGGGGGAGGAUGCUUGUUUGGGGCUCGGUUUUUGUUUUCAAAGAAAGAUUUUGGUUGUGGAAGGUGGGAUUUUCAUUGGAACUUGGAAGAAACCAGGAGGUGGAUCAAUGUAUUUUGCUAAUAGUCCAUAUUUGGGGAUGUGUGGUGGGGGUUUUUUGUUUAUGGAUUUUAGAGAAGCUCCUUUUAGAAGAUGGGAUUUCGGUUGAAAUUUGGAAGCCAGGUGAUAGAUCAAGUGUGUUUUUGUUCAAAUAGCACAUAUUGAGGAAGGGGGUAGAAGGUUGCAAUUUUGGGGGUUAUUUUUUUUUUUCUUCCCUUUAAAGGAUUUCUUUUAGAAGGUGGGGAUUUAGUUUCGAAUUUGGAAGAAGCCAAAAGAUGGAUAAUGUUUUGCUUGAUAACACAUGUUGGGGAGGGAAGGUGGUAUUUGUUGGUGGUAGUGGGUGUUUCAUACAUAAUGGGUUUAUUUCUUCCUGUCCCUGGGAGAAAGGAACUUUAUAAAUUUUCACAAUCUGUGUUUGUUGGUUUUUAUUUGAAUGUGUUAAUUAACAGAAUCCAGAUUUGUUUUUCCUUAAAGAUUUACUUUUUGUGUAUAUGUGGUAGUAGACAAAAUUGCCACGUUUUCCUAUUCCUUUGUUAAGUGCCAAAAAUGUUUUAAAUAUUAAGCUGUGAAUGAUUAAAGCAUCUUAAAGUGAAAAAUGUUUUAGAUGCUUGUGGUUUGUAUUUCAAGCCUAUCAUGUCAAAAUUUAUGUGUAGUUAAAUGUCUUUUAAACUAUUAAGACUAAAACUUUCUAGUAUCAUAAAAAAUAAAUAGGAUGCCAGAGCUUUUUUGCACCUUCUAGUUCUUUUAUAUACACACAUGUGUAAUAAUUUUUAAAAUACAUGGAAUGCUAAUAUGGCAAGUUGUCCUCAAAGUUUAUUCCAGUUCAACCAAUUAAAUGUCUUUAAACUAUUAAUAAGAAUAUAACAUCUUAGUACCAUAAAAUAGGUUGCCAAUUUUUUUUUUUUUUUUUGGUCCGUCUAGAUUAGGGGUUUUUAAAACUUUUUUUUUAGUUUGUAGUUUGUAUUGAAAGCUUAUUUGUACUUAUUAAGAUUAUAUCACUUAAGUCUCCUUAAAAAUACAAGUAAGCACAAAACUUUGGAGUAUCACAUACAAAUAGAACAUCAAAGGUUUUUUAAGAAUCUUCUGGGCCUAUUCAUGUAAUAUAUUUUUAAUAUUUGCAGUGUUCGUGUUACAAACCCAUUGUACUUAAAGUAUCUUUAAACUACUAGUAAGAAUACAACAUCUUUUAAGAACCAUACAAAAAUAAUAUAUUUGGUCCAGUUGACAAAGCCUUUUUUAAAAUUCUUUUUUAAAGCAUUUUACAGGAAGGGAAACUGCUAGUGAGGAUUUUCUUCCAAGAGGACAAUGCUAUAUAUUUUCUCAGUCCUCAAUAUACUUUAGGACUGAAUGCCAGGAUGAAUAUAACAUUUAUUCACUUUUCCUUACAGGAGUUUCUGUCCUUGGCUUUUCGAUCCCUCCCUACAGAGGAGGUAUACUUUGGGCAUCACUUAGUGGUCAAGUCUUUUUUCAGUUUUCUUCACUUCUCAGAAAUACUUCAAGGCUAUUGCAGACUUGAUCCUGGAGGGAUGUUUCCUUUGUUUGUAAUGCCAGUUGGUACUGUAAUUAUGUUCAUUGUCUUCCUGCAGCCUGGGUGAGAGAAAUAUUGUGGAUUUCAUCAACUACUUUGACAAUCAACUUUUUUUUUUUUUUUUAAUUAAGAAUUUUUCUUUAAAAUCAACCAGGUAGCCUAUGUUCAAAUGACUUUAUUAAUGUCCUCUUUAGACUUUGAAAUUGAUGAAAUCAAAUGGUAUUGUUUUUUUGGUUUGUAGUUAGAUUAAAUGAUAGCUUUGAUUUUUAUAUUCUGAAUAUCACUGACCUCUGCUAUUUUUACUCCUGCUUUCGACAGUAAUUCUUUUCAUGAACCUGUACUUUUAAAGUAUAUAGAGUUUGAAUGUACAAAGAGAAUUCUGUGUUUGCUAUAUAAUUAGUUAUGUGAACUUUUAUAUCUAUUUUUAAAAAAUGAUAAUUAAGCAUGUAUUAAAAAGUUCAACUAUAAUGCGUUUUGGGGGUGGGAUGAAGAAAAUUCCUUCAAAGAUUGGAUGAAUUUAAAAUGAUGAGAAAAGGUGAGGGAGGGGAAAAAGCAAAAAGGUCUUUGUGUAGAGGUAAUUCUUGAUGUCUUUAAUUGGAGGUCCAUAGAUAAACCAUCAAAUUGGGAACCAUUACUUUUUUGAAGACAUCAUUUGGGCUUUUCUUUUUUCAAUGCUACUUGCAUCCUCUUCCUCAUCCUGCUCCACUAUGCUCAUGUACUGUGUUUGGAUUUGGGAAGAGAACAGCACUAGAAUAGCUGCUAUAAAGCAGUUUCAUUUCAUGCUAAGAUGUAUAGUUAUUGAUUUAAAAUUUUAUAAUCGAGCAUCUUGACUCUCUUUUUUCUCUUGCCUCAACUACAUGAAAAUCAACCCAGGUUGAUGUGUCAAAAAAAUAGACAUCUUGAUGUUAUUGUGAACUAUGUAGUCACAGGAACAGACAUAGAAUUGGAAAAGACUUUAAAGAGCAGAGUCCAACUCCCUUAUUUUACAGAUGGGGAAAUUAAAGCAUAGAAGAGUGUACACAUACUAAAUAUUCUAAAGUAGGAUCUUACUGACUUCAAUAGAUUCUAAUGUGAAACUAGCUUCUUUUUUUUUUUGUUUACAUGGGACUAUGUGAGUUCUGUGAUUUUAGUGACCCAUCUUGCAGCCUUAAAAAGAAAAUAAUUAUUUAGCUAGAGAUUUAGAAAAAAAAAUUUCUCACAUUUAUUUCUUAAUCUGGUACUAUUUUGCAUCUUUUAUUUUCCCAACAUCAUUAUCUAUUUGGAUGAUGAAAGUUAGUUUUCCAUUAUAUGGUUAAACUAUCAUUGUUCUACAAUUAAAUUGCUUGUUAAUAUUUUUAUUGAAUGAGAUAGGUUUGUUUUUGCUGAGCUUAUUGUUCCUAGAAGACAAAAUGAGGAUUUCUGCUCAGUUUAUAAGAAUAGUAGUGUUAGUUGGGCUAAGGUCUGUGUAUUAAAAACUAUCUAGGAGAGAUUGAGUAUAAAAAUGGUUCCUAAUUCUUUCUUUUUCAUAAACUUCUUUUCUUUCGAUGUACAUUUCUAUUAUCACUAAUUUGAAGAGUUUUUUGGUGGUGAAUUUUAAAUUAUUCAUGCUAUCAUCACUUAUGCUUUAUGGGAUAAAAGACAGCAUGCCAUAGGAUAGUGGAAGAAUAUUCCCAUAAAGAUGACCCUGGUUCAAAAUCUGGCUUCACUCUUUGUCUAGAAGUAUUGUGACCUAGGGCAAAUUACUGAAUCUCUCUGAAGGUGGUUUUUUCAUCCAGGCAAACUCAGAGAAUUGUUGUAAUGAUCAAAUGAGAAUUAGAACUUGCUCUUAAUUCUAAAAUGUCAUUAUAAAUUGUUAUUUAAAAAUUCUAAUCAAGUGACUAUAUUAAGUUCUUUUACUUAAGAAUUCUGAUUUUUCUUUAUUAACUUAAUUUUUUUUUUUUUUUAAAGCUGAAGGCCAGUUGUAUCAGUUUGUAUGUCCUUGGGACAGUUGUUCUUAUUUUGUCUUUGAAAGAUCAGAAAAACAUAAGAGGAGUGAGCAUUAACCAGAGUAAUAGGACUAUAAAAAACAGUAGAGUAUUUAAAGACUGCCAGGAGUGACUUGAGAGCCCUAUGCUGACUCUCGAUGAAUAUAUGUCUAUUACUUUUUGCUGACUGUUGUGAAUGAACUGUCCACAAAAACAAUAGCUCAGAGAAACCUAUCCAUGAUAUUUUACAUUUUAUUUUCAAAACUGUUUUCCCUAACUUACUGUUAGAUAAAAAUCUUUUUAGAUCUUGUCUUGUACAAGUGUCUAUAUUUUAUAUUUUACAAAUUAGGGGAAAGUUAGAAAAAUGAACUUGAUUCUUAUUAGCAACAAAAUAAUAACUUAAAUUUAUAGUUUUCUUCUGGGUCAGUUUCCAUUUAUACAAAAAGGCAUUUAAGAUGGGCCAACAUUUUAUUGUCUGAAAACUUUAUUAGAGAACAGAAAUCAUGAUAUUAUUUGCUCAUUUUUGAAUGUCACAAAAUAUUCUUCAAGAACGAUAAUUUUAGUAGAAAUGAGAACUUUUGAGCAGUAGUAUUUGUCACUUUUUAUUUGAAAGAUUUUUGUGUUAUCUUUAAAUUUAAGUUUUAGGAUUCACUGUGCCCAUGAAUAAGUUUAUGGAUUUUUUGAGAGAAUGUAAGCUUUUCUGAAACAACAUUCAUUAAGAUGGUAAUAGAAAGUUGGCACUAGAGAUGUUUGGGAAGGUGGUAUGGGCUGGCCUUAAGAUGGACACAAUCGACACUAUAGUCGGGCAUAUGCUUUGAGUUCUUUUCCAGUAAUGGCGAUAAAUUUGUUCAAAUUCAUCCACAUUUUCUUACCGAAUCCAAAUGGCAUACAUUUGUGAAACGGCUGGCCUUGGCUAGGAGUGCAAUCUAUGACUUUGGAACAAAAUGAAGCUCUAGCUACAUGGAGAUCAAACCCAGGACCAUGGUCUCAUUAGCAUCAUGCUUCAACCAAUUGGAAACAGUACAACUACCAGACAAAAUGGCUGAUCCUAGUAUUGGUAGAGGAUAUCAAUGUGGAAGGAUGGGUUGGUGUCAACAUAGAAAUUCAAGAAUGGACAAAAAUAGUAAGUGGCUUGUAAAAUACCAGGUUAGUGUAGAAUGUGGUUUUGUUUACAAAUUGUUGUUUACUCAUUGUUACUAUAUUCAUAGACAAUGAUUACUUAUAAAAAAGAAGUGGCUUGGCAUGUUAAUAUAUUUUUUGUAAGUGAAAGUAUUAACAUAUCUUUAUUUUUACACCUGCUAUUAACCAUUGCAUUCUUUUUUACUCUCCCUUAGACCCUAUGUUGUGGUUAUACUUUCUGCAGAGGAGAAUGGGGACACAACUUCUUUUGAAUAAUAAUAAUUCUACUUGCUGUUAAGAGCCGGAUUGCAAGAGAGUUUACUGUGCCCUCAACCCCUUAUGAUCUGAAAAUGAAGGAAGCUGAAUAUGGUGGGCAUGAUCAGAUAGAUUUGUAUGAUGAUGUCAUCUCUCCAUCUGCAAAUAAUGGAGAUGCCCCAGAGGAUCGCGAUUACAUGGAUGCUCUCCCACCAUCUGUUGGCGAUGAUGUAGGUAAAGGAUCAGCACCCAAUGUUGUCUAUACAUAUACUGGAAAGAGAAUUGCAUUGUACAUUGGAAAUCUUACAUGGUGGACAACUGAUGAAGAUUUAACUGAAGCAGUCCAUUCUUUGGGAGUAAAUGAUAUUUUGGAGAUUAAGUUUUUUGAAAACCGUGCUAAUGGCCAGUCAAAAGGGUUUGCCCUUGUUGGUGUAGGAUCUGAAGCAUCCUCAAAAAAGUUGAUGGAUCUGUUGCCUAAAAGGGAACUACAUGGUCAGAAUCCUGUUGUGACUCCUUGUAAUAAGCAGUUCCUGAGUCAAUUUGAAAUGCAAUCCAGGAAAACUACACAGUCAGGACAAAUGUCUGGGGAAGGUAAAGCUGGCCCUCCAGGAGGCAGUUCACGUGCAGCAUUUCCACAAGGUGGUAGAGGACGGGGCCGUUUUCCAGGGGCUGUUCCAGGUGGGGACAGAUUUCCUGGACCAGCUGGACCAGGAGGGCCACCCCCACCUUUCCCAGGAAAUUUGAUCAAGCAUCUUGUUAAAGGAACUCGGCCUUUGUUCCUGGAAACUAGGAUUCCAUGGCAUAUGGGGCACAGCAUAGAGGAAAUACCCAUUUUUGGCCUAAAAGCUGGACAAACUCCACCACGUCCACCCCUAGGUCCUCCAGGCCCUCCUGGCCCACCAGGCCCUCCACCUCCUGGUCAGGUUCUUCCUCCUCCAUUAGCUGGGCCUCCUAAUCGAGGUGAUCGCCCUCCACCACCAGUUCUUUUUCCAGGACAGCCUUUUGGGCAGCCUCCAUUGGGUCCACUUCCUCCUGGUCCUCCACCUCCAGUGCCAGGCUACGGCCCCCCUCCUGGUCCUCCACCUCCACAGCAGGGACCACCUCCGCCUCCAGGCCCUUUUCCACCUCGCCCACCUGGCCCUUUGGGGCCACCCCUCACACUUGCUCCUCCUCCACACCUUCCUGGACCACCUCCAGGUGCCCCCCCACCAGCUCCACACGUGAACCCAGCUUUCUUUCCCCCACCAACCAACAGCGGCAUGCCAACAUCAGACAGCCGGGGUCCACCACCCACAGACCCAUAUGGCCGACCUCCUCCAUAUGAUAGAGGUGACUAUGGGCCCCCUGGAAGAGAAAUGGAUGCUGCAAGAACGCCAUUAAGUGAAGCAGAGUUUGAAGAAAUCAUGAAUAGAAACAGGGCGAUUUCAAGCAGUGCCAUUUCAAGAGCUGUGUCUGAUGCCAGUGCUGGUGAUUAUGGGAGUGCUAUUGAGACAUUGGUAACUGCUAUUUCCUUAAUUAAACAAUCCAAAGUAUCUGCUGAUGAUCGUUGCAAAGUGCUUAUUAGUUCCUUGCAGGAUUGCCUUCAUGGAAUUGAGUCCAAAUCAUAUGGUUCUGGAUCAAGAAGACGUGAACGAUCAAGAGAGAGGGACCACAGUAGAUCGAGAGAAAAGAGCAGACGUCACAAAUCCCGUAGUAGAGAUCGUCAUGAUGAUUAUUAUAGAGAGAGAAGCAGAGAACGAGAAAGACAUCGGGAUCGUGACCGAGACCGUGAUAGAGAACGUGAUAGAGAGAGAGAAUAUCGCCACCGUUAAGAGAAGCUGAAGGAAGAGGAACACCUUGCAAGACAAGAAACAUUCUUCAUGGGGGAAAAUGACGCUUGUCCAGCAGUUUGCUUCUUGUGAUUGAACUGAACCUGUAAGGAUUCAUGGAUAAAAUGAACAGGAAUAGAUCUGAAUAAAGCAAAUCUGCAUAAAUGGUAACCAGUAGCUCUACUUUUACUUUUUAUGUUGCUUAACUGUUUUAUUUGAAGGAAACCUGUGUGAUUUAAAAGUUAUAGCUUUUGCAACUUUAUUACUGGUUAUAUACAUUUGGCCAUUAUAAUGUGCAAGCAAUUGGAAGAAAAGUCAAGUAAAUGCUUGUUUUUAUAGUAGUUUGUUCUUGUUAAAAUGUUCAUAUGAUAAUGUCUGUAAACAGCACCACUUUGAUUACAAUAGAUGUAGUGUUGUAAUAAACUGUUUAAUGGGGCUGAUGUGUAAAGCUGUUCAAGUUAUUUGAUGUUUACACCUCAGGGAAAGUCUUGUGUUCAGCAAUAUUUGAAGAUAAUGUUAUUAUGACAACAUUUAUACUGUCCUUUAAAAAAAAAGCAUCGCAAUAGUUUUUGGAUAUGCAUCAACCUAAUCUUGCGUUCAGUGGAUUAAACAUACUAAUUAAGUGUCUCUUGCACUUGAUUUUGAUAUUAGAAUAGGUAAUUACAUGGAGUAUUUAAUAUUUCUAUAUCCUGCUUUUCUAGCUAUUUUUACCUAGUUGGCUUGUGAAUUUACUAAAUGGUAUGUAAAAUUGUAAAACUGCAGUUUGACUAACAUUGUGAUCCAAGUAAUCCAGUCUAUGUUAGGGGUCAAAAAUCUUUGGGUUCAACAUCUGUAUUAUCUGCCAUGGUAUGCAACUUAAUUAUAACACGAAUGUAUAAAGGAACAUUUCAUUGUAAACCAUUAGCAUUGAAGAAACAUCUUGGCAAUUGAGGUGCUGCCAUUGUUUGCAGAUUAUAUCUGAAAAGGUGCUUUUGGUGUAUUUUGAAGCCAUAGAGAGUAUGUAUACAGCUGUGCACCAGAUAAGUGUGAGUAAAGAGAGUCUUAGUUUUGAUUUUUCAAAUAAUGUGGAUUUUUCACGAACAUCUUUUCUUAAGAUACUAGAUUUUAUUCUCAACUUUUUCUGUUAAUAUUCAUAUCCUCCCUUUAUUUAAAAAAAAAUAGAUCUUUGCAUUCAUGCAACCUGUUGGUUCAUGCUACAAAAUUCAUCAUCUGAGGUUUUUGCAAGCCUACUUUUUAAAAAAAUGUUAUAUGAAGGUAUGUUUUUAAAGCAACUGGCUUGCAUGGCCUAUCAGUUUUGGGAAAAGAGCAAAAAAAAUGACAUUUGUUCUGCAUUAACAGAAUGUCACUUUAAUUAGAUUUUUGUUUAUGAAAAUCAUUCCUUAGAAUAUAGUAUAAAUCACAGUUCAUCCAGAAAUGUCUUUUCCUCAACAUGCCUGAGUGUUAGCUUUUGUUUUUAGCAUAAAUUUUAAAGCCUCAGGGGCUCAAUUUAAAAGAGGGAUUCUCUCCAAUGACACAGAUUCUAGACAGUUUUUACCAAGAACUUGGGUAAUGUGCAGCUGCAGACCACUGGCUUUGAUUCUUUAACAUCAGAUCAUAUCCUCCCAAAUAGCCUUUUAUUUUGGAAAUUGUCCAAGUAUUUCUAAUUUUUAAAAGAGUUUUUUGGUGACUGGAAUGUUCAUGCAUGGGAUCAUUGAUGUUUGUCAAAACUUUGCUAUCAGAAGUAAUUUUUAUAUGUUGCUUUAAUUUUGUUUAAAGUGAUGCUUCCUUUUUAAAAAAUGUAACUUGGAAGUUGUAUUAAGGCUUUGUGAUUUUUUAUUUUCCUAGUUUGUGCAUAGGAGUUUCAAAUAGUUUUGAUGUUUCUUUGUUAAAAUAUCAUUCAAAAUACACAAUGGGAAUUGAUAUUCAAUGUAUACUUGUUGCAAGGGAAGUAGUUAAUAUUAAGAGGACAACUCACAGGUAAGUUAAAGUGUCCGUAAGAAUAAAAUUUUGUCUUAAUGUUAAAUGGAAUCAGAAAGAUCAAGACAUUUUACAAGCAUUUAUGUGGAAAAUUAUACAUAUUUUAGACUUUAUUACCUGUUCAGCAAGAAAGCUUUGCUAAUAUACUACCAGUUUUCACCCCCACUUUCUCUUAAUAUGACCUCUGUGCUGUGGGCAGAGUGUACCAAAACUUGUUUCAGAAUUGCUGAUUCAUUUUAUUAAGUAAUUGUUGCUGGAAAGAAGUCCAAUUUAGUUUACAGUUGAAUUGUGUCAGUUGACUCCUUUACUACCUAGUUUUUCAUGAAUGUAUGGGAUGAAUUUACCCUCUUUAAUGUUCCUUCCAUCUCCCUCUCAAAUCUAUUUAUGGCCUAGUCAAAUUAUUUUAUCAACUCUAAUGUUACUGAAAACUGUUUUCUUGUUUUGCAUUAUUAAAAAAAAAAUCCAAAGAGGUCAGCCCUUUUAUAGACACCAAAAAGAAAAAUAUUCCAGAGCCUUUCAUUGUUUCUUGAUUCAUAAUUGUAAAGAAUGUGGUUUCAAGCUUUAGUUUAAUUUGAAAAUAAUAGUGCUUGUUAAUCUUAAAUAGAAUGCUAUUGGCCAUUUUCAUUACUGUUGUAGCACCUGGAUGGUACCUUAUUUGCGUAAAUGUGGUAAAAUUUUCAGGGUUUGUUUUUUUUUUUUUUUUUUCCAAUGUCAUCAAAUUGCAAAUGCUUGUUGGCUUAUGGAAUUUGGUCAAGUAAAAUAUGUGUCAAAGGGUAACAUUCAUUUAUAUUUGUAUUCCAUUUUGUGUCCUUUUUAACAAAGGUGGUUCUUAAUUAAUUGAAAUUCUGAGAACCAUUCAAAAAAAGAUAUGUGAAAUAACUAAGAUUAUUUUUUUUAAUUAGUCUCCUGUGGAGAAUGUUUCUUUACUUGUCAUUAAAGGUCAGUUAUUUCUGAAUAUAUGUGGAGGCUUUAAUAGAAAGCUGCCACAAUCUUAUAUCAUGAAAGUGGGGUAUUCAAAGGGGCUUCUCUCCUCUAUCCCCACUGUAUUUAAUGUGCCAAUAAUCUAAAAUUACACAUCAUUUUACAAGAAAAGAUGCUGCUGAUAGGCCUUUCUGUUGAGAAUACUUUCAACAUUUUGGCUGUCAUACCUAAACGAUCAUUACAUUUUCUGUACUUUGUAAGAUAAGAGGUGUUUUUUUUUGUUUUUGUUUUUGUUUUUUUCUGUUUAAGCUCCAGCUUAAGUUAUUUAAAGAGGACAUUUGUGUUGUGAUUUCAUUUUUUGACACUACAUUGUUGAUGUUCUCACAGGUUUAAGAAGACUGUAUUUUUUAAAAUUGGUUAUAAUGACUAGUUGCAUCCCUACAUCCUCUGUAAAUGUUUUUCCCAGUUGUAUGUGGAUAACUACAGACAUAUAUGUUGUAUAUAUUUGCCAUUUAUGGUAAAAGUAUAUGUAGUGAUUUUUCAGAAAGAAUUUCUGAUUUCCUAUUCUUACAAUAAUUAAUGUAUUUCCUUGUCACCUUUUCAAAAUAAUGCCUUUAAAAAAAUUUUUUUUAUACAAAUUGACUCUUGGAAGCCUUAGACUAGUUUCUUAUAAAAUGAACAUUAUAAAAAGAAAUUGAGUAAAUUGAGAUGUGGCCUUAAGUAUAACAUUUAUGUUUCUGAUGUAAAACAUCUGACAUAGACCAAGUGACAAUUCAUUGUAAAAAGUUAGAAUAUCUUAAAAGUGGUAGAAAAAAUGAAGAAACAAUUUUGUCUAGGCUUCUAGGAGGAAAUUCUUAUACUUGUCUUUCCUAGCAUUGGGAAGAAGCAACGUGGAUUUUUAUGAAUAUUGAAAAUAUUCAGGUAAUUGUGUUAUACUUAUCCUACUUGGAUUGAUUUAGUGUUUGUCUUAACCAUUGUUUCUUAUUUAGACCUUUGGGUGGUUGAUGUUUGCUAUUUCAAUGUGCAACACUUGAAACUGCUUGUUUUUUCUAUGUGGGAAAUAUAUACUUGGUAUAGACUGAGAAUACUAGAAUUAUUUCCUACUGCAUUGGGCAUUUGUGAAAGGAAAUCUUUAGAAAUCUGACUUCUGGUAGAACCAAUUUGAAUGAAGUCACAAAAGUUCCCCAAAAGGGCCAUUUCUAUUGUAUUAAAUAAGACCAAGUUUUCCACAUGGAUAUAUCAUAUAGCUCCAUUUUGAAUUGAUGUCUUAUUGUUAAGUAUUUUAUAAAUAGAUAGAUGCCUGCAAUUAGUAUAAAGGAUGUUUUUGAACACUGGUUUUUAUUGUCACAUUGUUGCUGCAUAACACUCUGGCGUUCCAUGUUACAUGAUUUGAAAAUAUUUUGAAAAAAUAAUGGUAAAUUCAUUUUGCUUGAUGGUGUGUUUCAAGGAAAAACUAUAGUACUCAGGUGGUAAAUAAAGGGAGAGAGGAUUCUCUGUAGUAAAUAAUCAUUUUAAGGAAUACAUCUAACAUUGAUGACUAGCCUUAAAAGUUACUUGUUUAUCAUUAUAUUGUCACCUUGGCCCAGGUUGUAUAGAAAACUGAUAGUGAUACUGUACAACCAUAUCAAAUUUUAGUGUGAUUUCUGUUACAAGUCCCCUGACAAAAAAUUGUACCCCAUGUAACCAGUGUCUAUUUGAAUUCCUGAAUAAGAGUUUGUAAAUAAUAAUACCAGCAGGCCAAAGAAAGUCAUACAUCUUUAGCUAUUGAAUAUAUGGUGAUUUCAUAAGAUGUCUGUGCAAAGGUAAGGUGGUAUUUGAUAAAAUGGACAUCGUUUUAAUGUCCUGUCCAGGUGAACUAGACUUUCAGAUUAGCUUCUUUGAAAUCUCAUUCCAUUUUUAAAAAAGUGUUUGUAGUUGGAAUUUUGUGUUAAUGUCCACUUUCCAUCUUUACUUUUCUUUCUUUUGCAUUUAGGUGACUGUUGAGCAGUUUGCUAUAUGGCCUUUGUUGGCCUUAAACUGCAGUAGUAACAAGCAUGGUAUUUAUCUUGUAUUGAAAAAAUAAAAUACAGUUUUGAUAAAUACUUUGCAGUCUGUCCUUUUUAGUUUUUCUUGUAACAUUUUAUAAAGUCAUAAAUCAUACACUAUUGGCAUUGCAUAGUAAAACUAAUAAGAUUAUAUACUGUAUCAGAAAUAAGACUAUUUCAUACUAGGAAGGUGUGGUUUUCCCCUGUGCUAAUACCGAAGGCCAUUUGGCAUAGUAGCUCACUGGAUUAGGAGUUGGGAUACUUAGAUUUUUCUAGUCCUUGACUUAAUACUAGUGAAUUUGAAGAUGAAUUUGAAAAUCAUAAUGUUUUGUACCAUUCAUAGUUCCUCAUCACUUUUUGAUUAAAGUAAUUAUUUGGGGAGAAAUUGUAAACUCAGUUUUAUUCUGUUUUAAGUAAACACACUUAUUUUUGUAGAUUAUGUCUGUGAAAAUCUUUAAAGAAUUCAAUUUAUGAGUUUGGUUUCAGUGAGCUUUUUUUUUCCUAAGUCAACUUGGAAUAAAAACUGGAAUUAGACUCAUAAAAUCCCCCUCUUCCCCCACCAGAUUUAUUUGUACUUGAUCCUUUGUAUAAGAACUAAAUGCUUAAUGAAUCCAGAUGAAUUUUUGUAAAGGCUUUGUUGGAUCAGAGGUUGAAAAAAAAUCUCCAGAACAAGUAGCCAUAUGCCAGGCCUUUUGGCAGAGUUUAUAGUAGUAUGCGGUUCUUUGUUUUCCCAGCAGUUUCCUUCUCCCAUUCAUCCAAGGACUCACUACCUUUAUUCUUUGUCCAUAUAUAGAGCCAGUUAAGUGAUUUGUUUGACAAUUGCCUUAUAAAUUACCAAAAGGUGAAAAGUCUUUUAAUAAAUUAAUUCAAGCUCCCCAUCUCGGGAAUACUGAGGAUUUUUCAUAAAUUAUUUAUCUCCUCAAUCUCAAAACCCAAUUCUAUUGUUGCUGGCCAGAUAACAUAUUAACACUAACAUAUGUAUUGACUAUUAGUAAGAGCACAUCUAGGGUUACUUCUUUGACCUUCAAAAGUAAUGAAAGGGAAGUUGUCUGGUACAAUCUUUCACCAACUUUUACAACUAUGACUUCUCCAAAACAUUGGAAUCACAAGUCUGACAAUUUUUUUUUUUUUUCACGUUGUCUAAAGUCUUCAGUUCCCCUCAAAAAAUUCCUCACAUUUAAGUUAGGAAUAACUAUAGAUAAGGCUUAUUCACAGUUAACCCCAGAAGGACAAUUUGACCUUGGUUCUCAUGAACUAUUUCUUAUGAUGCUUAAACCCUUUUUUCUUUACUCAUUCUCUUGGAGGCAAAUAACUUGCCUUUUUAUUCAUGACAGCUAGCUCUUAUCCUCCUGGUACAGUUAUUUAUUGCUUCCCAAGAUUAUUUCCUCUUAGAAAUACAAUAAUUGAUCAAAGUUAUUUUGAGGGAGUAUUUAAAUUGGGAUUAUAUUUUUAUAUAAUACUUUUCAAGUAUGUCAUGUAUGGUUAUUCUGUUUUUAUGUUAGACUCAUCAGUAUAACUAGAAUCCACAUAACUAGCUGUCAAUGCCAGUGUAAAUCAAAUGCACCAUUGUGCUUUUUGUUCAAGUGAGAAAUCCAGUGGUUACGAGUUAUUGAAAGGAAUCAGUAAAGUUAUUUGUUAACUUUAGGUGCAUAUCCAUAGAUGGGAGAAAAUUUGAAGAGGAGAGCUAAAUUUAUGAGUUUCAGUGGAUUAUAAAACCACUAUACCAAUAUUUUUUGAAAUAUAAGACAAUAAGAUAUCCAUCAGUAGGAUGUUGGAUUGAAUUUGUACAGAAACUCCUGUAAAAGUAGUCUUUUUUUUUUUUAAGUCAAUCCCUAAUAGUGUGUUUUCUUGUUUGUUUAAGAAAAGAAAUUUGAUAAUUAAGGAUUCUUAAUAGAUUCUUGUUAAGGUUUUAUUGUGAUAUUUAAAUGAUGAAACUACUGUUAGGAGGCAGUGAGGGGAAAAUAGUGGAUUUGAUAGUCACCAAAAGUGAAAAACUGUAUCUUGGCUUCUUAUCACUUGUGUAACUUUGGACAUUCCAAAAUUAGAAAAAUGUAAUUUAAAAGCAGGCCUCUCUCUGGAUCUUCAGAUUCAAGGUCCCUUUAACCUUUAUGAUUGUAAUCCAAUAUAAUACUUAUUUUUCAGAGCAAUUCAAUUUUUGUUACUUGAGGAAAUUUGGAGUUUUUAAACCUUAAAAAGUCGUUGUGAGUUGAACUUAUUUCCUAGGUGUUUUCACUCUGGUAGCUUCUGCCAUAGGUAGUGGGAUUAUUAGAAAAGCAUUUUUUUAAAAACCUAAAUUCCACAAUAACUAAAACUAGGUUUAAAAAGUUGAUUUAAACAUUGGAAAUGGUUUUGUUAUCAUUGUGAAAAAAAUCAAGUUAAGCAAUUUAGCUAUAUUACAUUUUCCCCUCUACUAGAUGAUUUCUGAUACUUUGUAUAUAAUUGGCUAGUUUGUACAUAUUAGCAUUAAUGCUUGUUUGUACAUCACAAAAUGGUCUUUUCAUAAUUGGAUAUUUUUUUCUUUGUUUAAGCCUUCUGAAUAAACUUAAAUUCAUUCAGUUGUUUAUACCUCACUUUUCAAAAAGAGAUUUUUCUUACUAAAAUGUAAGUAGGAUGUUUUUACAACAUAAGGUCUGUAGAGCAGCAGCUGUUAGCAAAUCAUACUGGUUAGUACUUUGUUAAUAAGCAAAAAAGUCGAAUGUGUCUUGUUUAAUUGAUUACUGGUCCCUCUCCUGUUCUCUGAGUUAUCAGAAUACAGAAGUGCUUCUCAAAGAGGAAUUUUUCUUAUCCAUGGUGUGGCUGGCAAGGCUAUGGCCACUAAUAGUUAAUUCUUAAAACUGGCCUUUUUGAACAGGGGAACAUUUAAUACAAAUCUUUUUGCUUCCAUAAAAAUAAGACCAUAAAUUAAGUUUUACAUGGCAAGAAAUGGAUUUUACAUCACUUAUUUAGACUUGACUCUCUUUCUAGAAUAUCUAGACAUCUUCACUUUUUGCUCUUGAACUGCCAAAUCAACACCCUUUAAACCUGAGUCUCCCCAUUUUACCAAAGCUGGAAAUAUAAAGGACACCCAUAGUCCUGAUCUUAAUAGUAAUUUUUUUGAGAGCAUUGUGCUAUUUUGUUUCUGACCAGGACCAGUUUACCACUCUAUAGAGGCAAUUAAGGCCUACCUCCUUAGAGCUCACCGAUGUUGAACUUAAUGAGGAUUCUGUUAGUGUGGAAUUUCCAUAUUGAGAGAUUUGCCAGUCUCGGCUUUCUUCCUAGUUGGGCUCACAAGUUUUCAUUGUGUUUUUGAUAGGUUCAAUUCAGUUCAGCAUAUAUGAGAUAAUACACAUGAUAACAGAUUGGAAUUUAGCCUAACAGAAUUAGCAAAAUAAUCGUUACAUAGUAAGUACAAAUAAUGUGGAAAGAUUACUUCGGUUAUGAGAGAAGUGAAAGAAUGUUGUAAAAAAUGCAUGCAGAGGAUGAGUAGAGAGGGAAGUAUUCAAGGACAGUAGUGCAUUGUGGUCCAGGAGUAGCCUGAGAAUGAGACUGGCUUCAGAUUGUUGGGUGGCAAAGGAGUGGCUUUGGCUCAGGAGAAAACUGGGAACUUUUGAAUAAAGUUGUGAUAUAUAUGUGGGGUUUUAUUGUUAUGGGAGUGCUUAAAAAGUUAGUUUGGAAGAAAGGAGUGGAGGUAGACCACUUAAGCUUUUGCAAUGAUGCAUUUAAGUGGUGAGAUUAGACUAGAAGAAAUUUGAGUAAGAUAUAGGACAGACAAGAAAGAUCAAAGGUAAGAUUACAAAAAUGGUGACUAAUAUCGGGGACAAUUGAAGUUAGAAAAUCAAGUUUAGGAUCUUUAUGGUUUUAGAUUGUUGAGUGAGAGCAGGAUCUAUUAAAACAUUUAAAAGAAUGAAAAAUAUUAGAUUGGUUUUCUCCAGGAAUGUUUUAAAUGUUAGGAAAAUUGCAAACAUAAGCAAAAAGAAGAAAUCAACAGAUUAGGGGAAAAAAUUGAAACAGUCUAAACCUCACUCCUGAGCCUUUCCAUAAUGUAGUAAACUGUCUAAAAGAGAUUAGGGAAAUUAGAUUAGGUUAGCAUCUACAAUUAAUUUUAUAGUAUCUGCUGAAAUUGUUAGAAACCUUUGAAAAAGAUCAGAGAUAAUCCAAAAAAAGAUAAUCACAGUAAAUCAAUUCAUUAUAGUUCUAGAAGUGUUUAGAAAGCAGUAAGCAAAAUAGGCAAAGGGGGAAAAUUGCAUUUUUGCAAAUAGGUUUGAGAGAAAGAAGCAAAAGAUUAUUCAAAACAUUAAAUUCAUUAAACAAUAUAAAAUAACAUUCUGCUUUCCCCAGCAGUCAGCAGGAGGUGAUAGAAAAAAAAAAAAAAAAAAAAAACAUUCAAAAUCAUGUAUAAAA
This is a messenger RNA of Sarcophilus harrisii (Tasmanian devil), 16298 nucleotides long. RefSeq names its product cleavage and polyadenylation specific factor 6 (gene CPSF6). Gene Ontology annotation, molecular function: mRNA binding. NCBI's taxonomy places the organism in Eukaryota, Metazoa, Chordata, Mammalia, Dasyuromorphia, Dasyuridae. Gene Ontology annotation, biological process: mRNA alternative polyadenylation. The record is from RefSeq and is a predicted model, not a curated record. The coding region runs from base 5305 to 7020 and encodes 571 amino acids. Gene Ontology annotation, cellular component: mRNA cleavage and polyadenylation specificity factor complex. The transcript is spliced from 11 exons.